AUGAGUUGGAGGAAAAGAAUGUUUUUAUUAACAUUCAUAGCCAUGAAUGUAGUUGACGAACCAGCUCCAGAAGUGACGAUCGAACAAGGAACUUUGAUCGGUAAAAUCAGUAGCGAUGGAACGUUUUUCGAAUACCUCGGCAUACCGUAUGCAACAACUAAUAGUAGCACACGGUUUAGGGCUCCAGGACCUGCUCCUUCAUGGGAAGGUAUAUAUAAAGCUACUGAAGAAUCUGCAUCAUGUCCACAAAACACAGAUCUUGGAGUAAUUGGAAAUGAAGAUUGUUUAAAAAUUAAUGUAUAUGUACCAGCUGUAGCGAAAAAACCACUCCCCGUUUUAUUUUAUGUUCAUGGAGGAGCAUUCAUACUCGGCAGUGGUGGUAAACUAAUGUAUGGUCCAGAUUUUAUAGUAAAAAAAGAAGUAAUUCUAGUUACUUUUAACUACCGUCUGGGUAUACUGGGCUUCUUGUGUUUGAGAAUUAAGGAGGCGCCAGGAAAUGCUGGAAUAAAAGAUCAAAUAGCAGCUUUAAGAUGGGUUAAAGAAAACAUUGCAGCAUUUGGAGGAGAUCCAGAUAAUAUAACAAUUUUCGGUGAAAGUGCUGGAGCUACAUCAGUUUCCCUUAUUUUAAAAAGUAAAAGUGCCGAUGGACUUUUUAAAAGAGCAAUCAUACAAAGUGGCUCUUCAUUAGCCCCAUGGGCGAUUAAUAGAAAACCUCUUGAAAUAGCUCGUCUCUUAGCAAAAUCUGCUGGCUACGAUACAAAAGAUCCAAUGGAAUUGUAUAAGAUAUUUUCUAAUAUGACUUACCAAGAAUUAACUGCCUUAAAUGUUAAGAAACAAUUACAAAGGUUUUUCGAACCUUUACUUUUUCAUUUACCAUGUGUUGAAUCUGAAAUUACAGGAGUGGAACCUGUUAUUACCGAUUUGCCCUUUAAUAUUAUAAAAGAUAAGCCAAACAAUGUGGAUGUUAUCUAUGGGUCAACAAGUAAAGAAGGUUUAUUUUUCAUAACUGAUGAAACAUUCAAAGAUCUUGAUGGCAGAAAAGAGAGAAGUUUAUUUGCUGAUGAUCUACAAUUUUCGUCUACAGAUGAAGAAUUUGUGAAAUCUAAAGAAGUAGAAAAACUUUAUUUUGAAAAUAAUAAAUUAAACGUAAAAGAAUUAGUGAAAAUAUCUGGCAUAUUUGGGCAUUUGUAUUUUGAGAUACCUGUAAUAAUGGAAAGUGAAAAUUUUGUAAACACAAGUAACUCAAAAGUAUAUAACUACCACUUUAAUUAUUCUGGAAAAAGAAACUAUUUGAAGUGGGCUACUGGAUAUCAUAAUGAAACAGGAGCAUCUCACGGCGAUGAUCUUUUUUACUUGUUUCGUGGAUCUCUUUUGCCUCCAGUUUAUAACAAAGAAGAUCAAAAAGUGGUUAAUUAUAUAACCACACUAUGGACUAACUUUGCAAAAUAUGGAAAUCCUACUCCUGAUCCUAAAGAAUUGGGAGUUAAAUGGGAGCCGAGUAUUAAAAAUAGUAUGAAAUUCUUGUACAUGGAGAAUGAACUAAAAAUGGGAACAAUACCUAAUGAUAAAGCGUAUCGGUUUUGGCGAGAUAUCUACGAUAAACACAAAAUCAUUGAUAAAUAUUGA
Messenger RNA from Danaus chrysippus (African queen), 1626 nucleotides. The record is from the annotation of a GenBank genome assembly. NCBI's taxonomy places the organism in Eukaryota, Metazoa, Arthropoda, Insecta, Lepidoptera, Nymphalidae.